AUUGCGUAUUUGGAAACACAAACAGGCGUCCUAUAUCACUGUAUCAAUUACACGGGAUGAAACCAUAAUUACAAUAUAUCUGUUUUAUUCCUUUGUCAAUAUGGACGUAUUUAUAAAACUGAAAAUAGGCGAAGAAAAAGUUUCUGUUUAGAAAAAAGGUUAAUCACUUCCUAAAGUGAACACACAUUUUCCCUUCAGGCCAGCAGUCUCAUAAGAAGUACCCCGACGUGGAAGGAAAAUAUUAAUAUGGGAAAUUCGCAUUGAAUAAUAGUAUGUUUGCUACUGACGUAGUGUUUCUAAUGACACCAACUGACCUUGGAUGUCAGGUAAACAAAUGCCGAAAGGCACGCUUGAAUGUUGCCGAACACCUGCUAAUUCGCUCUGAAUAAGCGCGCUGUCUCUCCAACUGGAUGAACGCAUGUUUUCGGUGAUGCCGAAUUUAUUCGUCUCUGCAAUUUUUCCGUGUCUCAUGGGCUAACUGUCGGAUAUACUGCGAUACACGAAAAUAAACUGCAGGUUUUUAACAGAGGCAAAAUAUACGCUCUUGUCUCCACCGUGCCAUGAAUUUUCAAGUAAUGCGAUGAUGUGGAAAAACAUGUUAUUUUUGGGGUGAUCGCCUCCAACUGAGUUACGACGGACAGGAGCUCACUCGUCUGGCGACAAGAAGCAAGAUAAGUGCUACUGGACCUUCAGCUGAGACAGGCUUUUUCCCCCCUUUCAAAAGAGAUUGCGGGAAAUGCAGGCGUUCCAUUUGCAAGGGUCUGUUGAUUCAUUCGCAAGUGUAAUCUUUCUUCGGGACAAGACGUUUGAAAAGGGGAAAUGUGAAGAGGCUUAAAGUAUGGCAUGCAAAGAUGGUUUCUGUCAAGAAGGAGAUGGUGAUUGCGAUGUUCCCCCGUUAUAUUUACUCUGUCUUCUACUUUCUCUGCGUGGUCGCCUGUAUAAGUAGCAUAUCUGGGGAGAUAAAAAAGGAUGAAAAAAUAUACCCCGAAAAUUUCACACGCAUACUGGAUCGACUCCUGGAUGGUUACGACAACAGGCUACGACCAGGAUUUGGUGGCCCAGUGACAGAAGUAAAAACGGAUAUAUACGUCACAAGCUUUGGGCCUGUUUCCGAUGUCGAAAUGGAGUACACAAUGGACGUCUUCUUCCGCCAGACAUGGGUAGACAGGAGACUCCGUUAUGAGGGCCCCAUCGAGAUCCUGCGACUCAACAACCUGAUGGUCACCAAGGUGUGGACCCCCGACACCUUCUUCAGGAAUGGGAAGAAGUCGGUGGCCCACAACAUGACCGCUCCCAAUAAGCUUUUCCGCAUUAUGAAGAAUGGCACAAUCCUGUACACUAUGAGGCUAACCAUAAGUGCGGAGUGUCCAAUGAGACUGGUGGACUUUCCCAUGGACGGGCAUGCUUGCCCUCUCAAGUUUGGAAGCUAUGCGUACCCCAAAACAGAGAUGAUCUACACUUGGACCAAAGGACCCCAACAUUCAGUGGAAGUACCCCCAGAGUCAUCCAGUCUUGUGCAGUAUGAUCUGAUUGGCCAGACUGUCUCCAGCGAAACUGUAAAAUCUAUCACAGGUGAAUAUGUGGUGAUGACUGUAUACUUCCACUUGAAACGGAAAAUGGGCUACUUCAUGAUUCAGACAUACAUCCCCUGUAUCAUGACAGUAAUCCUCUCUCAAGUGUCCUUCUGGAUAAAUAAAGAGUCUGUGCCUGCCAGAACCGUAUUUGGGAUCACGACCGUGCUGACGAUGACCACCCUGAGCAUCAGCGCCCGCCACUCGCUGCCCAAAGUCUCCUAUGCCACCGCCAUGGACUGGUUCAUCGCCGUCUGCUUCGCCUUCGUUUUCUCCGCCCUCAUCGAGUUCGCCGCCGUCAACUACUUCACCAAUGCGCAGGCGGAGAGGGCCAAGAGGAAGCAGGCCAAAUGCCCCCCAGCCCCCAAGGCUACGCCGGUGAAGCAGGCCAGCGACGGCGAAGAGGUGUUGCAGCAGAAUCCAGACACUAACGGCAACCUACGGAAACGGAUGAACCUGAUGACACAGGCAGACUCAAACAGCACCCCGAGAACUGGUCCGGGAGGCAGCAGAGCAACGGUGGUUGCCAGGCAAACUCCUGCCGGCUCCGCCCCCUCGGCAACGGCAGCGACGACAGUGCCCGCCUCCGCCCAGCCCCACUCCAGCCCCAACCCUUUCAGCCACUCGAGCAUAGCCCCACCCACGCUGGCUUCCAGGAACACGCCCCCGGCCCCGCCCUCGACCCCGACAGUCACAGGGUGUGAGCGCGUGCCGUCAAACAUGUACGUAGGCUCAGCCUCUCUGCAGCGUCUCUUAGGGGCGAAGCUGGAGCACAUUCAGGCCGCUAAAGGAGACACGGGUGCCCAACCCGCCCCAGGAGCUUCGUCGGGACCCAACGGCACCAGUAAAAUUGACAAGUAUGCACGCAUACUCUUCCCAGUGUCCUUUGGAGCUUUCAACAUGGUAUACUGGGUGGUCUACCUGUCAAAAGACACCAUGGAGCCCAGGGAUGGCUAAUCCCAGUCUUUGUGUGUUUUGCUUUCUUUCUUCUCAAAAACGGAAGAUUUUCUUCUCAAGUUAUAUAAAAAACUUUAGGGGCUUAUAUAUUGUAGUUUAUAAGACAUGUUUGAAAUUUUCUUAACAUUGAAAAUGAAGAGUGUGUCAUCAAAUGGGUAAACACACAAAAAACAGUUACCUCAGUAGUUACGUCCGAGACAAGUAAUCCUGCUGCAUACAUGUAUGCAGUAUAUUGUUCAAAGAAGUUGAGCAUGUGAAGACAAAAAACACAUUCCAGAUACUUUGAAUUGUAUUAAUUACAAUACUACAGAUAUUUUCCAAUGGAAGUGUUUGGAUAAUGGUGGCAUAUGACAAAUCAUAAUCCAGCAAUACACUUUAUUUUUAAGAGGGUUAGAUUACAAGCAUGCAUUUUAAUGCAGCAGUUUAGUAGAACUUGGAAUUGGUUGAAAGCUGAAAUAUAACAUCUAUUUUGUUAUUUUCUUUUGCGCUAUGAAAAAGUAAAAAGUAAAAGUAAAAAACAUUACAAUUGAAAAUUGCAUCAUAUUUUUAAAGCUGUCAAUAUAUUUUGAUUGUAUUCAUAAUAAUUCAUAGUAAUUUCUUUUUUUUACCCUUUGGGUCAUGGAAUUAAAUCAAUUACCCUUCUGCAGUUUAACUCUAAUUUUCUCUUGUGCAUGAUACACCACUAUCUCAUGCCAAGUUUCAUAUCCCUUCUGUGAAUGAUAGCUCAUGUGCUGACCGACUGCCUGGUGCUUAAGUUUCGUGGGAGUAGUCUGAAGAUUAAGGUGUUAAAGCAGGACCUAUUACAUUAUUCCCAGGUCUGAGGUCAAUGCUUGCCUCGGCUGUGUCUUGUGAAUUGAGGCCCAGCGGUGAGAGUGGAAGCAUACAACAAAUUCAACAAAAAUACAAGCUUAUCAUCUCCUUGGGUUGACUGAAGAAGGGGAUAAUGACUGAAGAAGAGGUUAAUCCCUGGAGAAUGGUUCUGUAGAUGUGUUUCAUCUUUUGCUUCAUGUUAAAUUUUAUAUACAGCACAUAUAAUGAAGUCAUUUGAUGGCCAUUUUCAGUGUGGGGGAAAAAAAGAUUAUUAAAGACCUUUGCAGUGACUGGGGAAAACAUGAUUACUCCCAACCUGAUUCACACAUGAAAAGUUGGUUAUUAAAGAGCACCAAUUUCCUUUUUGAGCCAUGUCUAGUCUAGCCAGCAGCCAUACUACCUAAACACAUUGCAUGCAUCCUGAUAAGCAGGUUUUGCCUUGGUUAGCACUUAGAGAGUUUAUAAUGGUAGGGUUGCAUCUGUAGGUAGUAUAGUUUUGAAUUAUCAAGCAGUAGUUUCAAGUCCUGUAUCAAAGUAUUAUUCCAGAAAGGGCUCUGUAUGAAAGUAUUAUUAUUAAUAUUAUUAUUAUUAUUAUCUGCAAAAAGCAGUUGAAAACAAGAGGAGCUCUGUAAGUUGUGUAGCUGUCCAUUGCAGGAGGCACAGUGUGUGCUAUAGUGUUACAAAAGAAAGAAGGGCCACAAUUUAUAUGCCAUGCAGUUUCAAAGGGAAACCUCUCGAGAAUGUAUGCAGUACCAGCUUUGGGCAAUUUACAAAACAUUCCAUCCUUUGGAUCAACUACCCAAAAGCUGAAAUGUCAAGAGGCUCUGCCACUGCCACAUGGUCUAUGUUAGCUCGCAAUAAAUCUGGUUCAUGUACAGUAUUAUGGCCAAAAUGUGGGUAUUGUUGUGGCAAAAAGCAACAUGAUGGGGCACCUUAAAAAUAUGCAGGCCCUCUGUAGGAUUGGCAUUAACCACCCCCCUCCCCCCCAAAAAAAUAAAAUAAAUAAAAAUAAAUACAUUUAAAAAGUGAAGCAUUUCAGAUAAAUCUGGGCUGACGAAGAAAGAGCUUGCCACAUGCUGAGGCCAGUGCUUGUUGACCCAGCUUGUCCUCGGGUUCAAUUCCAGAGCAAACUGAAAACAGCCGUUUCUGCCAGGCCCAUUCGGGCAAUGUGUAAUUAGCCGGAGGAUUACAGAGCAAAUCUAAACCCUGGAGAGUGAUCGCGUGGUGAUUUAUGAUGCCAAGGCUAAUGUUCUGCCGGUAUGUGCUGGAAUGCUCUGGUCCUGCUGCAGUGUGACUGAGGGUUGCAUUAGACUUUUCUGGGCCAAGGAUUAAGGAUCAGACUAUCAGAGCCGCAAGGUUUUGUGGCACACUUUCAGAUUUUUAGAUCCUGAAUCAAACCAUUGCUUUAUAGUAUAUCCAUGCAUAUUUUAGCCUGUUUUGAAAGUUAUCGUAGGUUCCAUUAUUGAUAGCCUUGAGAAAAAUUAUGCCUAAAAUAAACAACACAGAUAAUGAGCUACAUUGUAUGCAAAAAAAAUAUAUAAAAUUAUUUUAUUUUAUAUUUGAUACAAAUGUUUCAAGAAAUAAAUCCCCCCAAAAUGAAGUCUCAUAAAGCUCUAUAGUACACCAGUUAGUAGUGUUAUCCUAAUGAAUGGAAAGGGGCACUGAAUACAAAGUUGUGAAACAUUUUUAGACCUAUUUUUUGGGAAAUACAAUUAUCACUUUUCAUUCCCACUCUAUUUUCCAGAAUCAGUGUUGCACAAAGCAUGGGCAGAGUCAUUGAUGCUGUGCAUGGGUGCACUGGGCAUGGCUAGUGAAUGCUGGUAUUUUUGUGACAAGGCGUGAAGAGUACGGAUCAAAGUGCACGGCGCAGUUGGAAAAUGGGCUGGAUUAUAGUCAAUAUAUUAUCAGCGUGUGGUGUUCAGCUGGAUUAAUUGAUAGCCAAUCAAAUGACGUCUUUUCCUUACCUUUAAGACCCAUGUGCAUUGCACGGGGCGUACUGCCAAUCUCCGUAGUCUACGACUUCAACAGAAAACAAGCAUAAGGAUAUACUAAUCAGAUUUUUCUCACAAGAUGUUCUUGUGCAACGUUGGGCUGUCAGCUUUUGAACCAAUCUCAUAAAUAAGAGACAUUUGUUAGAAUCUGUUUGAAUUUUCUUUUGUCAGAAUUUUACAAAAUCAUUGCCUAAAUGAUUAUUAUGUACUGUUUUUUCCCAUUAAACCUGUUGCUGAAGUGCUUAAACUCACUAUGCUGUAACUAAUAAUGACAACAGUAUCUUGAGGUUUUAAACAAAAUAAAACCAGGGAAGAUCAUAACAAUGCCAGUGAUCCUGUUCAUGGCAGUAAAAUGACUCGAUAUGAACUUAAAAAAUUAUAACUCACAAUUCCAUCAUUAAUUCACAACAAUAGGAUGAUUUACUUAAAAUAAAUUGAACUGAGCGAUUUCCUUUAGAAGGGAAAAUUGGGCAGUUGCCGCUUGCCUAUGUUGCUUACUCCAUAGUUAUUAUUAUUAUUAUUAUUAUUAUUAUUACUACUACUAUCUCCAUGGAUAGCAUGACCCACAUAUUAGCACUUCAUUUUUAGGCUAUCUAACAAUAUACCCUCCAGACAAGACAAUAACUUGCCUUGUUGUUUAUCCUUCUCUUUGAUAUUGAGCGCUUCCAGGUGAUGUUAAAUUAGCUUGAGAGGAGAUAACUAAUGCAGUUAACGCAUGUAGCUUGCAUAUGCAGUACUGGCACAAAUCACGGAAACACCGCGCAAUUUUGUUCUCUUAAAACUUUUGUCUGUGUCUUUUCUCCUGUUAUUGUUUGUUGGAGGCAUUUUUAACGGUAAAAUGUAUUGAAAACAGUUAUCUGCUUAACCACGAGCGGUAAUGACAUUCUGUGAACAUCAGUUAUUUGGAAUAAAGUAUACGAGCCAAAAAAAGGUUUUAUUUCUUUGCACGGAUAUUGUUAUUUUAAGUAGAAAAAUACUGGAAAAGUGAUACUUAUUAUAAAAUUUCCAAGUAAGAUACAUUAAACUGCACAAUUAUGCUGGUAUGAACUAAUACAUAUAGGAUGGUGUAUGAUUAUAACUUUUUAACACAAAUGCUAAUUAUUUCUUCAUGUUUGUCUUGAUAGUACAUUUAUUACAUGUUGCAUUUAUUAUGCCAAAAGAGAAGCUGUUGCAAAAUAUUGCCUUAAUUGUUGAUCUGUAUUUAUAAAUGCAGUCUAUCCAUAAUUUGUGCCAGUACUGUAGCUAUUGUUUUAACUACAGUCACUUAAUAAAAAUGAAAAGAAUGUUCAA
Molecule: messenger RNA, 6619 nt
Organism: Anguilla rostrata (American eel)
Lineage: Eukaryota; Metazoa; Chordata; Actinopteri; Anguilliformes; Anguillidae
Gene: gabra4
Product: gamma-aminobutyric acid type A receptor subunit alpha4
Exons: 9
Coding region: 852-2528 (558 amino acids)
Biological process (GO): nervous system process; regulation of postsynaptic membrane potential; chloride transmembrane transport
Cellular component (GO): GABA-A receptor complex; postsynapse; plasma membrane
Molecular function (GO): inhibitory extracellular ligand-gated monoatomic ion channel activity; benzodiazepine receptor activity; GABA-A receptor activity
Source: RefSeq, a predicted model, not a curated record